Limanda limanda (common dab) is the source of this 1835-nucleotide messenger RNA. Its product is annotated as RING finger protein 223. Lineage: Eukaryota; Metazoa; Chordata; Actinopteri; Pleuronectiformes; Pleuronectidae. Gene Ontology annotation, molecular function: ubiquitin protein ligase activity. Bases 301 to 1023 code for a protein of 240 amino acids. The record is from RefSeq and is a predicted model, not a curated record. Gene Ontology annotation, biological process: protein ubiquitination. The transcript is spliced from 2 exons.
GCCAACAGACGCUGAAAGGAGGGAAGGAGGAUCCAGAGCUGCCACUGACACAGCAGAGCUAAUACUCUGAGCACACACACACACCCACCUACACAAACACACACCUGUGGCUGCAGCACACUGCUCAGAGCACUACAGAGGAGGACCUCAGCCACUUUGACUUCAGAAGAAAGAGAACGUGUGUUUUGGAGAGCAGUGGGAGAGAGCUGAGCCCAGAGAGAUAAAGAGAGGACACACCGACACUCAGCAGACCGCAUAGUCCACCAGAGACUAGACAGAGGAGAGGGAAGGCUGCAGAAAAUGGACCGCACUCCUCAGAUCUGGACUGUGCAGGGCAACCCCCCCGACACGGGCCGAGAGCUGCAGAAGAGGGUCUCGGUGGCCAACCAGCCGGAGUGCUCCAUCUGCUACAACACCUACGACAAUGUCUUCAAGACCCCCAAGCUGCUGGAGUGCACCCACACCUUCUGCCUGGAGUGCCUCUCCCGCCUCAUGGCCGUGUCCCAGGCCGAGCUCGACAGCAACCGGGGCAGCAACAGUGACAGCAAACACCUCUCCUGUCCCUUCUGCCGCCACCCCACAGCCCUCUCAGAGGAGGGCCCCCCCGCCUUGGCCACCAGCCGCGAGGUCCUGUGCAAGCUUCCCAACCACCAGCAGCAGGAGAAGCCCGUGUGGCUGGAGGGGGGGAAGCUGUGCUACAAAAGCUCCAGGCACAGCACCAGCGUGGGCGCCCCCGAGAGUCCCACGGCCUUGUGCGUCUGCAUCGACAUUGGGGCCACCAAGACGGCCGGCCCCCCGGUGCAGACACCGCCCCCUAGUGGUGGCGUGCUGGGCCGCCUGACAGACUGGAAGAGGCUGAUGCUCUUCAUCGCGCUCAUCCUGCUGCUGGUGGUGAUCGUGCUGUGGCCUCUGCAGUGUGUGUUCACCACUGGAAACAUGCGCUGUAUACGACAAAUGCCCCCCCCCACCCUCAAUCCAACCACGUUUUUUUCUACGACCAGACAACCCGGUCUGACAGAGUAAUCCUCGGAACACUCGCUGGACAUCAUUCCAACUGUAUUAUAUUGUAUAUGAGAUUUUUUAAUUUUAAAUAUCUGACACUGAAGUUUUGCUGCAUCAUUUCAAAUAGAUUUUGAAAAGCGCACUUAGUGAUUGCGACGCACAACUGACAACACUGAACCACAGAUGUUAAAGCCACAAUGUAUAGGCUUUUGAAAUGUCGGACUUUAGCGGCCCCCGGUGGCAGAUUAAAAAAAGACACCUGGACAGACACGGGGCCGACUCUGGACAUCAUAUCACACAUUAUCUGGAUCAUUGGAAUUAUUGUAAAUAUUAAAAUCAUAAUCACCUACACAAAUCUCCACAAAGCUGCUUUAACUAUACAAAUAAUUAAUUGAUAUUUCUCUUUUCAUCACUUGUUCGACAUGAGUAAACUGUUCAUACAGGCUUGUAAAAGGCAACACUCUCGAAUCGUCAUGUUCGGUCAAUCAAACAGACUAAACAUUUGCACUAUAACCAACACCUGUAGCUUGAAAUGAGACAAAAGGACUUUUCGACUAUUUUUGUCAACAUCCUUCAAGGAUCACACAACAAAGAGCUCAGGUGGGUCAAUGUUCCUCAUUUCACACAAGCCAAACCGAGAUGUUUAAAAUGUCUUUGGCUGAAGGACGACAUUUCGUUUUAGUAAUUAAUCAAAAAGUGUCACAAUAGAGAAUAGAUGUGAUUCCAUUGUGCCAACUGAAAAGUUUAUACUGUACAAAUGAUUUGUGUGUUUCUGAUGAAGAUAUCAUUGUUUACAGAACUAUAAUAAAACAAAUGUGAGGUACCAACUCAGA